Messenger RNA from Trichoderma aggressivum f. europaeum, 1029 nucleotides. RefSeq lists its product as uncharacterized. The record is from RefSeq and is a predicted model, not a curated record. Gene Ontology annotation, molecular function: dioxygenase activity. The transcript is spliced from 3 exons. Lineage: Eukaryota; Fungi; Ascomycota; Sordariomycetes; Hypocreales; Hypocreaceae. Bases 1 to 1029 code for a protein of 342 amino acids.
AUGGCUAUCCUAACCGAAGUCAAGACAGGAGUUGCAUCACAGCAGCUGACUGUGGACGCGAAAACAAAAGAACAGCAGACAAAUGAGCUUCUAUCUCAGCUACAGUCGACCAAUACUUUACCACUAUGGGCGCAAAUGUCAAAGCUUAAUCCCCCAGCCCCCAAUCCAACCUGCGUCCCGCACAUCUGGAAGUAUGAUGAGAUUAAGCCAUACUUGCUCCGUGCAGGAGAGCUUAUCACGGAGAAACAAGCUGAGCGAAGAGUACUUAUGCUGGUGAAUCCAGCCAGAGAUGCGCCUUACACUACAGAUACUGUGUAUGCUGGCCUUCAGUUAGUUAUGCCCAAUGAGACCGCUCCGGCCCACCGACACACAGCCUUUGCUAUGCGGUUUAUUAUUGAAGGCAAUGGUGGCUUCACUGCCGUUCAUGGUCGCCGUAUCAAGAUGAACCGCGGCGACGUGAUUCUUACGCCAACCUGGAAUUGGCAUGAUCAUGGCAAGGAUGGGUCCGGGCCAAUGAUUUGGCUCGAUGGUCUCGACUUGCCCAAUUUCCGACACUUCCCCGUGCAUUUUGUAGAGCACUAUGACAAGCCUAGAUACCCUGCCGAGGAUGUCGACACAGACAAUAGCCCCAUUGUGUUCCCUUGGGCUAAGAUGCAGGCUCGCCUAGAUGCUGAAGAAGGUGACUGGGUGACCAAACCAUACCUAAAGGGAGAUGGUAGCGAAGUGUCAAAGAUUCUUGGUGGUUCAGCAGAGAGAUUAAACGCUGGUACCAGCUCCCUAGAAAUCCGCGAGACGGCAUCAUCCGUCUAUCACAUCGUGGAGGGCAGCGGCCACUCCGUCAUUGACGGUAAGAUCUUCGAGUGGAAGAAGGGAGACACUUUCUGUAUCCCGGCAUGGAACAAGUAUCAGCAUUUUGCGAGCGGUGAACGCACGGCAUAUUUGUAUCGGUUUGAUGAUAAGCCCAUGCUGAGAGCUUUGGGAUUUUUGCGGACUGAGGGUGUUGAUGUUGAGACUUUAGUGUCUGAGUGA